Messenger RNA from Caenorhabditis sp. 36 PRJEB53466, 335 nucleotides. NCBI's taxonomy places the organism in Eukaryota, Metazoa, Nematoda, Chromadorea, Rhabditida, Rhabditidae. The record is from the annotation of a GenBank genome assembly.
AUGAAUCGUGAGUUGACUCAUCUAGAUUGCACAUUUUUCAGUCUAAAAUUAUGCAUACCCCUGAAAACACUGAAUUCUCUUAUAGACAUCAACUACUGUUGCUCUGUGCACGACUCGGACUACGGAAGUUACGAGAAGUGGGGAUCGCCAUCAAUAUCCUAUGCAGAUGCUAAAUUCGACAGUUGUCUCGCCAGGAGUUCGAGCAGGUCUCUUGAAAAGUAAAGCGUUCAAUUCUGAAAAAAAACAGUUUCAGAUGGACUCGUUACGUCGUCCGACCAGUAUACACCAUCAGUGUGAAAACCAACAGCUGGUGGAAAGGGAUGAAAGCUUGGUGA